Messenger RNA from Meleagris gallopavo (turkey), 882 nucleotides. Lineage: Eukaryota; Metazoa; Chordata; Aves; Galliformes; Phasianidae. The record is from RefSeq and is a predicted model, not a curated record.
CGUUGCCCUCCCCGCAGCCGUGGAGACGCAGAGCACCAGCUCAGAGGAGAUUGUGCCCAGCCCCCCUCCCCACCGCCGCUGCCACGCAUCUACAAGCCGUGCUUCGUCUGCCAGGACAAAUCCUCGGGGUACCACUACGGCGUCAGCGCCUGCGAGGGCUGCAAGGGUUUCUUCCGCCGCAGCAUCCAGAAGAACAUGGUGUACACGUGCCACCGGGACAAGAACUGCAUCAUCAACAAGGUGACGCGCAACCGCUGCCAGUACUGCCGCCUGCAGAAGUGCUUCGAGGUCGGGAUGUCCAAGGAGUCCGUCCGCAAUGACCGCAAUAAGAAGAAGAAGGACGUGCCGAAGACGGAGUGCUCAGAGAGCUACAUCAUCACCCCUGAGGUGGAGGAGCUGAUCGAGAAGGUCCGCAAAGCACACCAGGAGACGUUCCCUGCGCUGUGCCAGCUCGGCAAAUACACCACGAACAACAGCUCGGAGCAGCGCGUGUCGCUGGACAUCGACCUGUGGGACAAGUUCAGUGAGCUGUCCACAAAGUGCAUCAUCAAGACGGUGGAGUUCGCCAAGCAGCUGCCAGGCUUCACCACGCUCACCAUCGCCGACCAAAUCACGCUGCUGAAAGCCGCCUGCCUGGACAUCCUGAUCCUGCGGAUCUGCACGCGCUACACCCCCGAGCAGGACACCAUGACCUUCUCGGACGGGCUGACGCUGAACCGCACGCAGAUGCACAACGCCGGCUUCGGGCCGCUCACAGACCUGGUGUUCGCCUUCGCCAAUCAGCUGCUGCCGCUGGAGAUGGACGAUGCUGAGACCGGGCUGCUGAGCGCCAUCUGCCUCAUCUGCGGGGGUAAAGAUGCCUUCGACACUUCCAGUCGAUGA